GAGCCGCCAUAUGGCGGCCCUUUCACACUUGUCGCCGGAAGACUCUUGACGUUCGGUGCGGUGGUAGAACAAAAGUCAGCCUCGUGGUCCACCGGCGAGUCCGCUGCGCCAAAAACUAUGCGCUAUGGUGGCUCCUCACCUGUUCUGCCUCCUUUCCCAACGCCGCCCCCACCUGUCUGCACUUCACCAGAGGAUGCGAUUGUCAUCGUCUGUAGCAACCUGUUGGUGCACUUGGUGGACUUCAUCGAAAUCGAUGAUCGAACGCACACACACAUGGAACAGAAGUCAGCCUCGAGGUCCACCGGCGAGUCUGCUGCGCCAACAACCAUGCACGAUUGUGGCUCCUCGCCUGUUUUGCCUCUUCUCCCAACUCCCCCACCUGUCUGCACCUCAGGGAGGAUGCGUCAUGUUCGUUCUCUCGUAGCCGUUUAG
This is a messenger RNA of Dibothriocephalus latus, 432 nucleotides long. The record is from the annotation of a GenBank genome assembly. NCBI's taxonomy places the organism in Eukaryota, Metazoa, Platyhelminthes, Cestoda, Diphyllobothriidea, Diphyllobothriidae.